UAGCUCGCAGCAUCAUUCAUAAUUUGCCAAAAUGGCGUCGUCAUCGGGGCCUGUUGGACGAAAUAUCCGAAAAAGUAAAUGGGCAAUCGACUUCUCAAAUAGGUCUCGAGGGGGAGGUGACCGACAGUUGAUGCCUGUGCACACAGACCUGACAGCUCCACUCGGUUAUUCAUCAAGUGUUCAAGGUGUACAUAGCCACAGAGAAUCUGAUGCCGAUUUGCUAGUAAAGAGGUCAUGGGAUGUAGCGCUUGGCCCAAUUAAGCAGGUGCCCAUGAAUCUGUUCAUCAUGUGGAUGGCUGGCAGUACAAUUGGUAUUUUCCCAAUCAUGAUGGUCGGCAUGAUGUUCAUCAGACCGAUCCAGGCAAUGAUGGGUGCUCAGCAAACUUUUAAAAUGAUUGAGGGAAAUCAACAGUUGGCACAGCGAUUUGUUUAUCUCCUUGGGAAUGUAUUAUGCGUGCUGCUAGCUGUUUAUAAAUGUCAUGGGAUGGGAAUAUUACCGACACAUGCGUCAGAUUGGCUAGCGUUUGUGGAACCACAAAAAAGAUUGGAAUAUUCUGGAGGAGGCAUGCUGUUAUGAGGCUGAACCAAGAGGGACCAUCAAAAUACAUGUGUAGUGACUUCAUCAAUAUCAGUUUCGUUACCACUUUUGGACUGUUGGAAAUUUGACCAAUAUUCUCUGGGCACCUGACUAUAGAUUCAUGCACUUGAUUGGGAACAACGUUUCCGAAGAAGUCGCAUCACAUCACUAUAAUGUAAAACUGUCGGAGCUGCAAUUUAUCGUGACAUGACGACGGCCAACACUAUAUAAACGUUGUUCCCAAUCAAGUGUAUGAAUCUAGAGUAUCAUGUAAACAUUGCAUUUUCCAUUCAUCAGUCCAUUCAACUUCUUGAAGCCUAAGUUGAUUCACAAUAGCUUUUUCCUUGCAUCUUUUUGGGCUUUUGUUAUCAUAGCUGAACAGAACACAAAAGUACUAUUAUCAAAGCUCGUGCAUGCCUUAAUAAUGUAUUCAGUUUGAUUACAAAUUUUUCCCCACUGCCUGUCGGUAAUUCUUUGCAUGCAUAGGCUGGCUCAAACUUUUCACAGCUUUAUGCUGGCAUCAACUUUCGAUAAUCUCAUGUUUCAACCUAUUUAUUUUGAUGGCUACUUUCUGUUAGAGGAAAAAUAAACUCUUCUAACUUGUCUACUUUGUAAAUGUUUGUACAUUGUUGCACUCAGGAACCCAAUUGCAUAUUCAAAAUACAUGUUAAACUUGUUUAGUUUAAUGCCUUGAAGAAAAAAAAACUGGUUGUUAGAAAUUUCCCAAAAUGUGACAAUCCACACUAUUUUGGAGUGUCACUGCUAGUCGUCAUGACCAGUUUGACAGCAACCACAAAAUUUGAGCAAAUGAGCAAAUUCACCAAAUUUUGGCAUCUUGAACUGUUUCAAGUGGCAGUAUGUGUAAGGUAAAUUCUUCAGCUCAGUGCAACAAGGAGUUCUAGUUGAUGUCUUCUCACCUUUGAUCAGCGUUGUAACUGCCACAUUACUGACUGUGGGGCUUGCAUAUUUUCAGGGUCUCGGCCAAUUUUCUGUUCGCUUUCUAUUUCUCUAUUUCUGUUGUGAAGUAAAUUAUCUAUUGAAGUAGGGCCUACCUGGUAGACACAGUCUAUUAAGUGGUUGUUGUUUUGCUAAAAUAGUUGGAUUGGAAUUAUUAAAAAACGUGUCAUGUUUUGGAAUUUUCAUUCCAGAACGACGACAGUUUUGGCAAAAUGAUUAUAACUUGCAGUCAUUCUGUCUGUGACAGUAGAUUAUGUACAGCCUUGAUGUCCUCUUUCACAGAUUUAUGGUUAUGUCUUAAAUUGAAAUAAAUAUUUCUGUUGA
Messenger RNA from Lineus longissimus, 1858 nucleotides. RefSeq names its product ER membrane protein complex subunit 4-like. The transcript is spliced from 5 exons. Bases 32 to 577 code for a protein of 181 amino acids. Gene Ontology annotation, biological process: protein folding in endoplasmic reticulum. NCBI's taxonomy places the organism in Eukaryota, Metazoa, Nemertea, Pilidiophora, Heteronemertea, Lineidae. The record is from RefSeq and is a predicted model, not a curated record. Gene Ontology annotation, cellular component: EMC complex.